Molecule: messenger RNA, 3231 nt
Organism: Rotaria sp. Silwood1
Lineage: Eukaryota; Metazoa; Rotifera; Eurotatoria; Philodinida; Philodinidae
Source: the annotation of a GenBank genome assembly
AUGCAAGAGCAAUAUAUUAUCAAAUGGUUGAUAUUAUUUAUGACAAUUGUCGAAUGUAUUCAUAGCUUUGAAAUAUUUAUUAAGAAAACUAAUGAUAACAAUGAUCAAAAUAUUGAAGAAUUACAAUCGUUUUAUAAUAAAAAUUAUGAAAUGUCUCUUUUUCAAACACAUUAUAUUACAAUACGUAUUAGUCCAGAUGAUCUUUAUCGUGAUCGAAAUACCACUGAUCAUAAUGUUGUAGGAUUUAAAUUUCAAGUAAAAUCAACAGAUACUAGAAUAGUUCAUGUUCAAAAAGAAGUUAUGAUACCAACAAGAAUGACAAAUGCCAAUGAUUCGAAUAAUAUUCUACUUGAAGAUUUAUUUAUAUUACCUAGUAAAAAUGCACUUGGUCAUAUUUUUAAUGCAUAUCCAUCACCUACAUUAAUUCAUCUUAAAGAUCCAAUUAGUAUUGAUAUAAUAUGGUCAAUAACAAGUACUAUGAUGGAAAUAACAAAUUUAACAUUUUCUUUGGAUAUAUUUUAUAAUGAUGAUUCAAUAUCAUCACAUACAUGGUCAUUAAAUAUUCUUGUUACACAACCAAAACGUAUAAUUGAUAGAUUAUUUUAUAUAAUAUUACCAUUUCUUGUUAUAUUUAUAUCAAUACAAAUGGGUAUAUUACUUGAUACAAAAAUUUUAAUUGAUCUUAUUAAAAAUCCAAAACCAGUUAUUGUUGGUUUUAUUUCUCAAUAUGGUCUUAUGCCAUUUUUAGCAAUGGCUAUUGCAAAAAUUUUUCAUUAUUCACCAUUAUAUAGUCUUGCACUUUUUAUUAUUGGUUGUUGUCCAGGUAGUGGUGCUUCAAAUCAAUGGACACUUUUAUUUGAUGGAGAUGUUAAUCUAUCAGCUGUUAUGUCAUUUGUAUCAACAGCUUCAUCUUUUGUUAUGAUGCCACUUUAUUUUUAUACAAUAGGACGUAUUUAUAUGAGGGAAUUAUCCAUAAGUGUACCGUUUUUAGGUCUUCUUCGUUCGUUAGCACUUGUUGUUCUACCAUAUAGUAUUGGUAUUGGUAUUAGUCAUUGUUCACCAAAAACUCGUUCCAUUGUUCAAACUCUUGUGAAACCAAUGAUGUUAUUUCUGUUGUUAUUUUUUCUUAUUUUCGGCACGGUUGUUAAUUGGUAUUUGAUUAGAACAAUUGAUUUACAUACAGCAUUAACAGCCCCAUUAUUACCUUAUUUAGGCUUUAUGUUUGGUGCUUUCAUUGCCUGGGUAUGUCGUCUUAAUUGGUCUCAUAUAAAAACAGUUGGUAUUGAAGCUGGAAUACAAAAUACUGGUAUUGCAUUCAUGAUUAUGUAUUAUUCAUUUCCUCAACCAUAUGCUACAAAAGCCAUUGUUGUACCACUUGUCGUAGCUUUUUUAACAACAAAACCAUUUUGGCUUGUUUAUAUGAUACGCAGUCGUGUAAUCAAAUAUAAAAAAAGAAAAGAAUUGGAGAAAAAUGAAAAUUUAACAGCAAAAGCAAAUAAUAAUGAUGGAAAAUUAAUUUUAGAAAAUGAGAAGCCAUUUAUAAAUGAUGAACAAAAUAAUACAAAAGAAGAUUAUGUUGAAAUGAUGGACGUUUUUGUGAAAAUGAAUACCGUUGAUUCACAUCAACAAUUUAAAUAUGAAUAUAUUGCUGGUGUAUCUUUAUCAAAUGAUCUUCAUCAUUCAAAUCAGACUAAUUCAAAUAUGGAUACAAAUAAAGAACGUCAUUUAUUACAUAGUAAAUUUAAUAAUAAACAAAAUCAUAUGUCAUCUGUUCCAUUUGUUGACCAAUCCGGAAAAAAACAAUUAGAAAUAAUUGGUUUAGAACUAGGAUCAAAAAUCUCAUCGAGUAAAACUAAUCAUCAAUUUUUAAUUAAAAAUACAACUUCUUCUAUUAAUUCAAAACUAAAAUUAACAAAAGUUGAUCAAACAAUGUUACAAUUACCGAAAAGAACAACAUUUAUAGCAAAUCGAAGAGUGUCGGAAAAUAUUUUUCCAAGAACAUUAACAUCACAUUCAUUGACUUCAUCUAAUCUUCCAACAUCAGAUAAAUCAAUUAUAAUUUCUUCAAAUCGUCGAACAAAUACAUCAAUACAAAGUUCAGAUGAUAAAACGAUCAUGACACAACGAACACAACCAAAUCUAACAUUGAAUUCAUCUAUCACAGUUUUAAAGAAAAUGCCAACAACUACUCAUCAAUUAUCACCAAGAUCAUUGAAAAAAUCUCAACAACCUCUUCUAAGUUUAGGACGAGAUACAUCAUCAAUUAAAUUACCAACAUUAUUAAAACGAACAACAACAUCAAUUAUCAAACCAAUACCAUCAGCAUAUAUUCAAGAUUCAUCACAACUUCAAAUACCUUCGUCAAAUUUUACAAAGCGAUCUGUAUUACAACCAACACCAAUUCUACCAAUUUAUGCACCUCAUCGUUCAAUUACAUUAUUUACUGAACAACAACAUUUACCAUUAAUUAAAGAUCGUAUGAUCAAAGCUAAUCUUUCACAAAAAGCAAGUUUUAAAUGUAAAUCACCACCAUGUCGACCCGAUAGUUCACUUAGUCGUUCAACUACUGCUGUAAUUAAUGCUUCUCAAUUACAAACAAAAACAUACAAUCCACUUAAGCAUAUGGAUGUUGGUUUAUUACUCAAUGAAGCAACACGAAAUAGAUUAAAACGAUUAUUUCAACAACUUGAUACAGAUCGAGAUGGACAUUUAACAUAUCCUCAAGUACAAAAAUGUUUACCACCAAAUUUACCUCGUGCUCAAGAAACAUUUUUUCGUGUAUUAUAUGAUAUAACAAGUGAUUCAACUUUUUUUGGUUUACAAGAAUUUUAUGCAACAGCUGUACUUGUUGAUAUGGUAGCUAAACAAGAUUCAGAAAUAUGGAAUUCAUUAUUAGAUGAUGUUGAUUUUAAUUAUUAUCAUGAUGAUGUACUUGAAUUACUUGAUGAAUUUGAUAGUCGUUAUUCACCAGUAACAUCUACAAUAAAUUUUGAUAAUCUUGUUGGAUUAAUUAUGAAUCGAACAAAUAAUGGUAAAUAUGAACGUGUAACAAAAGAAUUAGAAAGUCGUAUUCCUAUUAUAAAAACAAUGAAAUUUACUCGAUUAGAAUUUAUUGCUCUUAUACCAUUUAUUAUUUAUAUUGAAUCAAGUCUUGAUUAUGGAAAACCAUUAUUUCGUUUUCGUGAAAAUUCCAUACUUAAUUUACACAUGCAAAAAACAUUAUUAAUUUGA